AUGCCGAAGAAGAAAGUUAAAAUGCUCCAAGACAAGCCCGUCGUGUACGAACUGCCUGAGAUCAAGGAGAAACAAGGGACGCUUGAGCGAGAACUCGAACGAGACGUUGCGAAAUCCACGACAACCAAAAGUGCACUACAACAGCGCAUUCUAGCAGACGAUAUUGGAGGUGAUUAUGACGAGGACCACGACUUGGAGGCCACGCCACUCGCGGCGUUAGACGUAACAUACGAGGACGAUGCCGAUGAGGCGAGUGAUAUGAUCGAUCUAGGGAUCCAAAUUGGCAAAAUGCGCAUCACGGAAAGAAUAGGCGGCCUCUCGCGGCCUAGGAUAUCUGAAGAGAUAUCAGCCGGCCUCUCGGCCUCACAACCACCACAACUCGGAGGACAGAAACCCACCAUCGAAGAUAUGCCCGACUUUCUAAAGCCAGGUGAUCAAUAUUUAGUACCUAACAGCGGUUUCUUUUUCGGCCAGAUAGGAGAGCCACCGUCUAUUCUCCAAUUCUUGCCAUACAAGGCUGCCGCAGAUCAGUUGAUGAACCAGUACUUCAUUUCUGUACACCCGAUAGCUCCGUGCGCCCACCGUCCCACGCUGGAGGCUACUUACGCUUCAUUUUGGGAAGAAAUUAACGCAGGAUUCGAGCCCCGGCCUUCGAUGCAGGCACUCAUCUUUGGGGCUAUGUUUAGCGGAGCUAUCAGUAUGGAUGAGGCUGUCGUGCCACCUGAGCUCGGCGGAUUUUCUAAAGCAAACUGGGUCGCCAGUCUCAAGAUGGGUACUGAGAGUGCUUUGAGUAAAGCAAACUUGCUGAGGACUACUAAAGUGGAAACGAUGCAGGCUUUCAUUAUGUAUAUGAUUCCCCUAUGCAGGGCAGAAGUAUCCAGAGCUCAUUCGGUGCUCGUUGCGGCGGCGUUCCGAAUGGCAGAGUGUAUGGGGUUGCAUCGUGAUGGAGAGGCAUACGGGCUUUCACCAUUAGAGACUCAUGUUCGCCGCCUAAUCUGGCACCAGCUAUGCUUCCUCGAUAUCCGGACAUGUGAAGCACAGGGGCCCAAACCAAUCAUCAGACGAGAUGAUUAUGACACCAAGUUACCCAUAAAUUGUAACGAGGAGGACCUUACACAUGCGGUGACACCACCCGAGCCGGCAGACGUUUGGACCACCAACACCCUUGCUUUGAUCCGAUUCGAGAUUAAUGAGAUGAUGCGCAUCAUAUGGAUCGAUAGGCGGAGACUCGAGACCCGCCGGACCACACUAACAGCUGUGCUCGCCAAGAUCGAGAACUUCCGCCGGCGAAUGUGUGAAAAGUACGACCACCUCUUGGACGUUGCACAGCCCAAGCAAAGGUAUGCCAAAAGCGUCAUGUAUCUACUUACAUGCCGUUUACACGUGAUGAUCCUUCACCCUUACCACUCCAAUGCUGCCAACCCCAUGCCUCCCCGGCUAAACCAGAUUCUUAUCGCGUCUGGUAUCAUGAUCGUCGAGCAUGCCAUCUUGCUCGAGACAAACCCUAGUUUUCGGGAGUGGGCGUGGUACUUGGGUGCCUACUUCCAGUAUCAGAUCGCUCUACUCUUGGCAACUGAAGUCUACUUUCGACCACAGUCUCGCGAAGCGGAUCGAAUAUGGUCAUGCCUGGACUACGCCUUCACCAUAGACCCGAGGCUUCCACCUGAAACCAAGGCUUUACAAAUCCUCUCUGAGAUACAAGGUAAGACGGCGAUAUACAUGCAAAUGCGCAAGAUGCGUGGGCCCACGAGUCUUGCCCGGGCCAUUCCCGGACAGAACGUAGUGGCGGGAACGGCAAUGCACUCGCAGGAUGUGCAGCAUAACCAAUUGCAGCAACCCGCUUCGGGGAUACCACCAGAGAUCCCCAAGAUAGAACCGGGAUACACACCUCCAAUGCCGGCUGGGCGCCCAGUGCCACAACAGCCGCAAAUGGUGUUCGCCGGUGUCGCUGACGGGCAGGCAUUAUGGAGUCUGCCACCUAACCACACGAGCCCCGAAAGCGAUGGGUCGAGUAUAGACCAAGGACAUCAGAUCCCGGCACCCAGAAUGGUGGGAGGGGCCACCAGUAGUGUACCUCAGGGCAGUAUCAUGGAUACUAUCGAUUGGGAUACGAUUAAUGCUCUAUUCCCUAAUGACCCUCACACGGGCGGACUGAGUAUGCAUGGAUUUCAUGAUCCUAAUUUUGGCGUCGCGAACUGGAGUAAUUGA
This is a messenger RNA of Hypoxylon fragiforme, 2208 nucleotides long. RefSeq lists its product as uncharacterized. Gene Ontology annotation, molecular function: DNA binding; zinc ion binding. The transcript is spliced from 5 exons. The record is from RefSeq and is a predicted model, not a curated record. The coding region runs from base 1 to 2208 and encodes 735 amino acids. Gene Ontology annotation, biological process: DNA-templated transcription. Lineage: Eukaryota; Fungi; Ascomycota; Sordariomycetes; Xylariales; Hypoxylaceae.